Molecule: messenger RNA, 553 nt
Organism: Contarinia nasturtii (swede midge)
Lineage: Eukaryota; Metazoa; Arthropoda; Insecta; Diptera; Cecidomyiidae
Exons: 1
Source: RefSeq, a predicted model, not a curated record
AUGGAAGCUCAAUUUAGAAACGCAGGAAUUUCUAACGACAAUUCAAAAUACAAUCAUGUUAUCGCGGCACUAGAACCACAAUAUUUAUCAAUGGUUUCUGAUUUGGUUCGUAAUCCACCCACAUCGGAUAAAUACGAUUCAAUAAAAAAACGUUUAAUUGAUGAAUAUACACAGUCUGACCAAAAGAAAUUAAGGGUUUUGCUCACUGAAAUUGAACUCGGUGACGACAAACCGUCACAUUUAUUACGAAAAAUGCGCGAUUUGGCAAAAAAUUCUCUCACAGACGACGCGUUAAAAUCAUUAUGGAUCGAUCGAUUACCUGAGAAUGUCAGGGCCGUUGUAGCCAUUUCUAACGACGAUUUAACAACGUGCUCCAAUUUAGCCGAUAAAAUUUUAGAAUUGACAACGCCAAAGCAAACCACAUUGAUGAAUGUCAAUGAAAUUAAAACGGAUAAUUUUUCGAUUUCGGAAUUAAAGGCACAAAUCAAUGAACUAUCGAAGUCUAUUCGCGAAUUAAAAUCAAAUAACAAGCAAGGCACACAUUCGUCUAGGG